UUCACAACAACAGUGGCGCCCGUAGCGGUGGCGGCAGCGGCGGUAGUAGCAUCGGCCACAGCCUGAGCUUCAGCACCGGCCAGCGCCGCGGCCAGCUGCUCGCGCCUCAGGGCUUUUCGGAACGGCGGCAGCAUCUCCGCGGGGGGCGGGCCGGGCCGGACGGACCGGGAGGGGGAGCGAGAGGAGGCAGCGGCGGCCCCAGCGGCACAGCUGCUGGGCGGGCCCUGCCGCUCGCCGGCAGCGGUUAGCGGCGCCGCCACCGCCGGGAAUAAGCCUGAGAAUAACCCUCCGCCUCCGCCGGGGAGGGCGCCGGAAAGGGCCGGGCGGAGGCGCACGCGGGGAGCGGGCCCGGCGCCGCGGCGCUGGUGGAUGCUGGGGCUCCGAGGCGACGGCCGGGGGGCGGGGGCCGAGGCAGGUAUAACGGUACCGGCGGAGGCAGCGCCGCGGCUCUUUCCUUCUCCUCAGGAGGGGGGCAAAUGGCGAGCGAGAAGCCGGGCCCGGGCCCGGGGCUCGAGCCUCAACCCGUGGGGCUCAUCGCCGUCGGGGCCGGAGGCGGAGGCGGCGGCGGCGGGGGCAGCGGUGGUGGCGGCAGCGGGAUGGGGGAGCUGAGAGGGGCGUCCGGCUCCGGCUCGGUGGUGCUGCCCGCGGGGAUGAUUAACCCUUCGGUGCCGAUCCGCAACAUCCGGAUGAAAUUCGCAGUGUUGAUUGGACUCAUACAGGUCGGAGAGGUCAGCAACAGGGACAUCGUGGAGACGGUGCUCAACCUGCUGGUUGGUGGAGAAUUUGACUUGGAGAUGAACUUUAUUAUCCAGGAUGCUGAGAGUAUAACAUGCAUGACAGAGCUUUUGGAACACUGUGAUGUCACAUGUCAAGCAGAAAUAUGGAGCAUGUUUACAGCCAUCCUACGAAAAAGUGUUCGGAAUUUACAGACUAGUACAGAAGUUGGGCUAAUUGAGCAAGUAUUGCUGAAAAUGAGUGCUGUAGAUGACAUGAUAGCAGAUCUUCUAGUUGAUAUGUUGGGGGUUCUUGCCAGCUACAGCAUCACUGUCAAGGAGUUGAAGCUUUUGUUCAGCAUGCUUCGAGGAGAAAGUGGAAUCUGGCCAAGACAUGCAGUAAAAUUAUUAUCAGUUCUUAAUCAGAUGCCACAAAGACAUGGUCCUGAUACUUUUUUCAAUUUCCCCGGUUGUAGUGCUGCGGCAAUUGCAUUGCCUCCUAUUGCAAAGUGGCCUUAUCAGAAUGGCUUCACCCUAAACACUUGGUUUCGUAUGGAUCCAUUAAAUAACAUUAAUGUUGAUAAGGAUAAACCUUAUCUUUAUUGUUUUCGUACUAGCAAAGGAGUUGGUUACUCUGCUCAUUUCGUUGGCAAUUGCCUGAUAGUCACAUCACUGAAGUCCAAAGGAAAAGGUUUUCAGCACUGUGUGAAGUAUGAUUUUCAGCCACGCAAGUGGUACAUGAUCAGCAUUGUCCACAUUUACAAUCGAUGGAGGAACAGUGAAAUUCGGUGUUAUGUUAAUGGACAGCUGGUGUCCUAUGGUGAUAUGGCUUGGCAUGUUAACACAAAUGAUAGCUAUGACAAGUGCUUUCUCGGAUCUUCAGAAACUGCUGAUGCAAAUAGGGUAUUCUGUGGUCAACUUGGUGCCGUGUAUGUGUUCAGUGAAGCCCUCAACCCUGCACAGAUAUUUGCAAUUCAUCAGUUAGGACCUGGAUAUAAGAGCACCUUCAAGUUUAAAUCUGAGAGUGAUAUUCAUUUGGCAGAACAUCAUAAACAGGUUCUGUAUGAUGGGAAACUUGCAAGUAGUAUCGCAUUUACAUAUAACGCUAAGGCCACGGAUGCUCAACUGUGCCUGGAAUCAUCACCAAAGGAAAAUGCAUCGAUUUUUGUGCAUUCCCCACAUGCUCUAAUGCUCCAGGAUGUAAAAGCUAUAGUUACACAUUCAAUUCAUAGUGCAAUUCAUUCAAUUGGAGGGAUUCAAGUGCUUUUCCCACUUUUUGCACAACUGGACAACCGGCAGCUCAAUGACAGUCAAGUGGAAACAACUGUCUGUGCUACUCUUUUGGCAUUCCUGGUUGAACUACUUAAAAGUUCAGUAGCCAUGCAAGAACAGAUGCUGGGUGGAAAAGGCUUUUUAGUCAUUGGCUACUUGCUUGAAAAGUCAUCAAGAGUUCAUAUCACUAGAGCUGUCCUGGAACAAUUUUUAUCCUUUGCAAAAUACCUUGAUGGUUUAUCUCAUGGAGCACCUUUGCUGAAGCAGCUUUGUGAUCACAUUUUAUUCAACCCAGCCAUCUGGAUACAUACACCUGCAAAGGUUCAGCUUUCCCUAUACACUUAUUUGUCUGCUGAAUUUAUUGGAACUGCUACCAUUUACACCACCAUACGCAGAGUAGGAACAGUAUUACAGCUAAUGCAUACACUAAAAUAUUACUACUGGGUCAUUAAUCCUGCCGACAGUAGUGGCAUUGCACCCAAAGGUUUAGAUGGUCCCCGGCCAUCACAAAAAGAAAUUAUAUCACUACGGGCAUUUAUGUUACUUUUCCUGAAACAGCUUAUAUUAAAGGAUCGAGGGGUCAAGGAAGAUGAACUUCAGAGUAUAUUAAAUUACCUGCUUACAAUGCAUGAGGAUGAAAAUAUUCAUGAUGUGUUACAGUUACUAGUGGCUUUAAUGUCAGAACACCCAGCCUCAAUGAUACCAGCGUUUGAUCAAAGAAAUGGAAUAAGGGUAAUCUACAAAUUAUUGGCCUCUAAAAGUGAAAGUAUUUGGGUUCAAGCUCUGAAGGUUCUGGGAUACUUUCUGAAGCAUUUAGGUCACAAGAGAAAAGUUGAAAUUAUGCAUACCCACAGUCUUUUUACUCUUCUUGGAGAGAGGCUGAUGCUGCAUACAAACACUGUGACUGUCACCACGUACAACACACUUUAUGAGAUUUUGACAGAGCAAGUAUGUACUCAAGUUGUACACAAACCACAUCCAGAGCCAGAUUCUACAGUGAAAAUUCAGAAUCCAAUGAUUCUUAAGGUGGUGGCAACUUUGUUAAAAAACUCUACACCAAGUGCAGAACUGAUGGAAGUUCGUCGUUUGUUUUUAUCUGAUAUGAUAAAACUUUUCAGUAACAGCCGGGAGAAUAGAAGAUGCUUAUUGCAGUGUUCAGUGUGGCAGGAUUGGAUGUUUUCUCUUGGCUAUAUCAAUCCUAAAAAUUCUGAGGAACAGAAGAUUACGGAGAUGGUCUACAAUAUCUUCCGGAUUCUUUUGUAUCAUGCAAUCAAAUAUGAAUGGGGAGGCUGGAGAGUUUGGGUGGAUACACUCUCAAUAGCCCACUCCAAGGUCACUUAUGAAGCACAUAAGGAAUACCUAGCUAAAAUGUAUGAAGAAUAUCAGCGACAAGAGGAGGAAAACAUUAAAAAGGGAAAGAAAGGGAAUGUGAGCACCAUCUCUGGUCUCUCAUCGCAGACAACAGGAGCAAAAGGUGGAAUGGAAAUUCGAGAGAUAGAAGACCUUUCACAAAGCCAGAGCCCAGAAAGUGAGACAGAUUACCCUGUCAGCACAGACAGUAGAGACUUGCUCAUGUCAACAAAAGUGUCAGAUGAUAUUCUUGGAAAUUCAGAUAGACCGGGAAGUGCUGUACACGUGGAAGUGCACGAUCUUUUAGUUGAUAUAAAAGCAGAGAAAGUGGAAGCAACAGAAGUGAAGCUUGAUGAUAUGGAUUUAUCACCAGAAACUUUAGUAGGUGGAGAGAAUGGUGCUCUUGUGGAGGUUGAAUCUUUGUUGGAUAAUGUAUACAGUGCUGCUGUUGAGAAACUCCAGAACAAUGUACAUGGAAGUGUUGGUAUCAUUAAAAAAAAUGAGGAAAAGGAUAACGGUCCAUUGAUCACAUUAGCAGAUGAGAAGGAUGAACUUCCCAACAGUAGCACAUCAUUUCUCUUUGAUAAAAUACCCAAACAGGAGGAGAAACUCCUUCCUGAACUUUCUGGCAAUCACAUUAUUCCAAAUAUUCAGGACACACAAGUACAUCUUGGUGUUGGUGAUGAUCUUGGAUUGCUUGCUCACAUGACCGGUAGUGUAGACUUAACUUGUACAUCAAGUAUAAUAGAAGAAAAAGAGUUCAAAAUCCAUACAACUUCAGAUGGAAUGAGCAGUAUUUCUGAAAGAGACUUAGCGUCAUCAUCUAAAGGGUUAGAGUAUGCUGAAAUGACUGCUACGACUCUGGAAACUGAAUCUUCUGGUAGCAGAAUUGUGCCAAAUAUUGAUGCAGGAAGUGUAAUUUCAGACACUGAGAGAUCGGAUGAUGGCAAAGAAUCAGGAAAGGAAAUCCGUAAAAUCCAGACCACUGCUACGACGCAAGCUGUUCAGGGUCGGUCUAUCGCACAACAAGACAGAGAUCUCCGAGUUGAUUUAGGAUUUCGAGGAAUGCCAAUGACUGAGGAACAGCGGCGCCAGUUCAGCCCAGGUCCACGCACUACAAUGUUUCGUAUUCCUGAGUUUAAAUGGUCUCCAAUGCACCAGCGACUUCUCACCGAUUUGCUAUUUGCAUUAGAAACAGAUGUACAUGUUUGGAGGAGCCAUUCCACAAAGUCUGUAAUGGAUUUUGUCAAUAGCAAUGAAAAUAUUAUUUUUGUACAUAACACAAUUCACCUCAUUUCCCAAAUGGUAGACAACAUCAUCAUUGCUUGUGGAGGAAUUUUACCUUUGCUCUCUGCUGCUACAUCACCAACUGGUUCUAAGACGGAAUUGGAAAAUAUUGAAGUGACACAAGGCAUGUCAGCUGAGACAGCAGUAACUUUCCUCAGUCGAUUGAUGGCUAUGGUUGAUGUACUUGUAUUUGCCAGCUCUCUAAAUUUUAGUGAGAUUGAAGCUGAAAAAAACAUGUCUUCUGGUGGUUUAAUGCGACAGUGCCUAAGGCUAGUUUGCUGUGUUGCCGUGAGAAACUGUUUAGAAUGUCGGCAGAGACAGAGAGACAGGGGGAACAAACCUUCCCAUACAAGCAGUAAACCUCAAGAAGCUCCCCAAGGUGUGACUGCCACAGCAGCUUCCAAGACUCCACUAGAGAAUGUUCCAGGUAACCUUUCUCCGAUUAAGGAUCCCGAUAGACUACUUCAGGAUGUUGAUAUCAAUCGCCUUCGUGCAGUUGUCUUUCGGGAUGUGGAUGAUAGCAAGCAGGCACAGUUCUUAGCUCUAGCUGUUGUUUACUUCAUUUCGGUUCUGAUGGUUUCCAAGUAUCGCGACAUUUUAGAACCCCAGCGAGAGACUGCAAGAACUGGAAGCCAACCAGGUAGAAACAUCAGACAAGAAAUAAAUUCACCAACAAGUACAGUUGUGGUCAUACCAUCUAUCCCUCAUCCAAGUUUGAACCAUGGAUUCCUUGCCAAGUUAAUUCCUGAGCAGAGCUUUGCCCACUCAUUUUACAAAGAAACACCUGCUGCAUUUCCAGACACGGUAAAGGAAAAAGAAACGCCAACCCCUGGUGAAGAUAUUCAUCUAGAAAGUUCCAUUCCUCAUACUGAUUCAGGAAUCGGAGAGGAGCAAGUGGCUAGCAUCCUGAAUGGGGCAGAAUUAGAGCCUAGCACAGGCCCUGAUGCCAUGAGUGAACUGUUAUCCACUUUGUCAUCCGAAGUGAAAAAGUCACAGGAAAGCCUAACUGAGAACCCCAGUGAAAUGUUGAAGCCUGCGCCAUCUAUAUCUAGCAUUAGUCAAACCAAAGGCAUCAAUGUCAAGGAAAUAUUGAAAAGUCUUGUGGCCGCCCCAGUUGAAAUUGCAGAAUGUGGCCCUGAACCUAUCCCAUACCCAGAUCCAGCACUGAAGAGAGAAGCACAAGCUAUUCUUCCUAUGCAGUUUCAUUCCUUUGACAGGAGUGUCGUGGUCCCUGUUAAGAAGCCCCCUCCAGGUAGUUUAGCUGUAACCACUGUAGGAGCCGCUGCUGCUGGAGGUGGGCUGCCAACAGGCAGUACCUCUAAUAUAUUUGCUGCUACUGGAGCUACACCAAAAAGUAUGAUUAAUACAACAGGUGCCGUGGAUUCGGGGUCCUCUUCUUCUUCCUCCUCUUCUAGUUUUGUGAAUGGUGCUACCAGCAAAAACCUUCCAGCUGUACAAACUGUUGCUCCAAUGCCAGAAGAUUCGGCUGAAAAUAUGAGCAUCACUGCAAAACUUGAAAGAGCUUUAGAAAAAGUUGCUCCUCUUCUUCGUGAAAUUUUUGUAGACUUUGCCCCAUUCCUAUCUCGUACACUUCUUGGCAGUCAUGGACAAGAGCUAUUGAUAGAAGGCCUUGUUUGUAUGAAGUCCAGCACAUCUGUGGUUGAGCUUGUUAUGCUGCUUUGUUCUCAGGAAUGGCAAAAUUCUAUUCAGAAGAAUGCAGGACUUGCAUUUAUUGAACUCAUCAAUGAAGGAAGAUUGCUAUGCCAUGCUAUGAAGGACCAUAUAGUUCGUGUUGCAAAUGAAGCUGAGUUUAUUUUGAAUAGACAGAGAGCUGAGGAUGUACAUAAACAUGCAGAGUUCGAGUCGCAGUGUGCCCAAUACGCUGCUGAUAGAAGAGAGGAAGAAAAGAUGUGUGACCAUCUCAUUAGUGCUGCGAAACAUAGGGACCACGUGACUGCAAAUCAGCUGAAACAGAAGAUCCUUAACAUUCUCACAAAUAAGCAUGGUGCUUGGGGAGCAGUUUCUCAUAGCCAAUUGCACGAUUUCUGGCGUUUGGAUUACUGGGAAGAUGAUCUUCGUCGAAGGAGACGGUUUGUCCGUAACGCAUUUGGCUCCACUCAUGCUGAAGCAUUGCUCAAAGCUGCAAUUGAGUAUGGCACUGAAGAAGAUGUAGUAAAGUCUAAGAAAACAUUCCGAAGUCAAGCAAUAGUGAAUCAGAAUGCAGAGACAGAGCUUAUGCUGGAAGGAGAUGAUGAUGCAGUCAGUCUGCUCCAAGAGAAGGAAAUCGACAAUCUUGCAGUUCCCUUUCUUCCCAAGCUGUUCAUCUCAAGAGGCCCAGUGGUUCUCAGCACUCCUGCCCAGCUCAUUGCUCCUGUGGUGGUGGCCAAGGGGACUCUUUCCAUCACCACGACAGAAAUCUACUUCGAGGUGGAUGAGGAUGAUCCUGCCUUCAAGAAGAUCGACACGAAAGUUCUUGCAUACACUGAGGGACUUCAUGGAAAAUGGAUGUUCAGCGAGAUACGAGCUGUAUUUUCAAGACGUUAUCUUCUACAAAACACUGCUUUGGAAGUAUUUAUGGCAAACCGAACGUCAGUUAUGUUUAAUUUCCCUGAUCAAGCAACAGUAAAAAAAGUCGUCUAUAGCUUGCCUCGGGUUGGAGUAGGGACCAGCUAUGGUUUGCCGCAAGCCAGGAGGAUAUCACUAGCCACUCCUCGACAGCUUUAUAAAUCUUCCAACAUGACUCAGCGUUGGCAAAGAAGGGAAAUUUCAAACUUCGAAUAUUUGAUGUUUCUUAACACUAUAGCAGGACGGACAUAUAAUGAUCUGAACCAAUACCCCGUGUUUCCGUGGGUAUUAACAAACUAUGACUCAGAAGAAUUGGAUUUGACUCUUCCAGGAAACUUCAGGGAUCUAUCAAAGCCGAUUGGUGCUUUGAACCCAAAGAGAGCUGUGUUUUACGCAGAGCGUUACGAGACAUGGGAAGAUGAUCAAAGUCCUCCCUACCAUUAUAACACACAUUAUUCAACGGCAACAUCCACCUUAUCCUGGCUUGUUCGAAUUGAACCUUUCACAACCUUCUUCCUCAAUGCAAAUGACGGAAAAUUUGACCAUCCUAAUCGAACCUUCUCGUCCGUUGCAAGGUCUUGGAGAACAAGUCAGAGAGAUACUUCUGAUGUAAAGGAACUAAUUCCAGAGUUCUAUUACCUACCGGAGAUGUUUGUCAACAGUAAUGGUUAUAAUCUUGGAGUCAGAGAAGAUGAAGUGGUGGUAAAUGAUGUUGAUCUUCCCCCUUGGGCAAAAAAACCUGAAGACUUUGUACGGAUCAACAGGAUGGCCCUGGAGAGUGAAUUUGUUUCUUGCCAACUCCAUCAGUGGAUUGACCUUAUAUUUGGCUACAAGCAGCGAGGACCAGAAGCAGUCCGGGCUCUAAAUGUUUUCCACUACUUAACCUAUGAAGGCUCUGUGAACCUGGACAGUAUCACUGACCCUGUGCUGAGGGAGAUUCCAGAAGCUUAUUUCAUUAGAGAUCCCCAUACGUUCCUUCUUACAAAGGACUUUAUUAAGGCCAUGGAGGCACAGAUACAGAACUUUGGACAAACGCCAUCUCAGUUGCUUAUUGAGCCACAUCCGCCUCGGAGCUCUGCCAUGCACCUGUGUUUCCUUCCACAGAGUCCACUCAUGUUUAAAGAUCAGAUGCAGCAGGAUGUGAUCAUGGUGCUGAAGUUUCCAUCAAAUUCUCCAGUAACGCAUGUGGCAGCCAACACGCUCCCCCACCUGACCAUCCCUGCGGUGGUGACCGUGACCUGCAGCAGACUGUUUGCAGUGAACCGAUGGCACAACACAGUGGGCCUCAGGGGAGCUCCAGGUUACUCCUUGGAUCAAGCCCAUCAUCUUCCCAUUGAAAUGGAUCCACUCAUUGCCAAUAACUCUGGUGUGAACAAACGGCAGAUCACAGACCUUGUUGACCAGAGCAUACAAAUCAACGCCCAUUGUUUUGUGGUCACAGCAGACAAUCGCUAUAUUCUUAUCUGUGGAUUCUGGGAUAAGAGCUUCAGAGUUUAUUCUACAGAAACAGGGAAACUAACUCAGAUUGUAUUUGGCCAUUGGGAUGUGGUGACGUGCUUGGCCAGGUCUGAGUCAUACAUAGGUGGGGACUGCUACAUCGUGUCUGGGUCUCGAGAUGCUACCCUGCUUCUCUGGUACUGGAGUGGGCGACACCAUAUCAUAGGAGACAACCCGAACAGCAGUGACUAUCCUGCACCAAGAGCUGUCCUCACGGGCCACGACCAUGAAGUUGUCUGUGUUUCUGUCUGUGCAGAACUUGGACUUGUUAUCAGUGGUGCUAAAGAGGGCCCUUGCCUCGUCCACACAAUCACCGGAGAUUUGCUAAGAGCCCUCGAAGGACCAGAAAACUGCUUGUUCCCACGCUUGAUUUCUGUCUCCAGUGAAGGCCACUGUAUCAUCUACUAUGAACGAGGGCGAUUCAGCAAUUUCAGCAUCAAUGGGAAACUUUUGGCUCAAAUGGAGAUCAACGAUUCGACAAGGGCCAUUCUCCUGAGUAGCGAUGGCCAGAACCUGGUGACCGGAGGGGACAAUGGUGUGGUGGAGGUUUGGCAGGCCUGUGACUUCAAGCAGCUGUACAUUUACCCCGGAUGUGAUGCUGGCAUUAGAGCAAUGGACUUAUCCCAUGACCAGAGGACUCUGAUCACUGGCAUGGCUUCUGGUAGCAUUGUAGCUUUUAAUAUAGAUUUUAAUCGGUGGCAUUAUGAGCAUCAGAACAGAUACUGAAGACAAAUGGAGAACCAAAAGCCAAGUUAAAGCUGAGAGCACAAGUGCUGCAUGGAAAGGCAAUAUCUCUGGUGGAAAAAACCCGUCUACAUCGACCUCCGUUUGUACAUUCCAUCACACCCAGCAAUAGCUGUACAUUGCAGUCAGCAGUCAUUUUACUUUGUGUGUUUUUUCACUACUGAACACCAGCUGCUACCAAGCAAGCUUAUAUCAUGUAAAUUAUAUGAAUUAGGAGAUGUUUUGGUAAUUAUUUCAUAUCUUGUUGUUUAUUGAGAAAAGGUAGUAGAAUGUGUCACAAGAGACUUUUGACAAUUCUGAGGAACCUUGUGUCCAGUUGUUACAAAGUUUAAGCUUCGAACCUAACCUGCAUCCCAUUUCCAGCCUCUUUUCAAGCUGAGAAAAAAAAAAAACAAAAAAAACACGUUUGAUACUUUGUACAUCAGAUGCAUCUUAUUUAAAGGGAUACUUUU
Messenger RNA from Balaenoptera musculus (blue whale), 9880 nucleotides. RefSeq names its product neurobeachin (gene NBEA). The transcript has 60 exons. Gene Ontology annotation, biological process: intracellular protein localization. Lineage: Eukaryota; Metazoa; Chordata; Mammalia; Artiodactyla; Balaenopteridae. Bases 477 to 9410 code for a protein of 2977 amino acids. Gene Ontology annotation, cellular component: cytosol; membrane. The record is from RefSeq and is a predicted model, not a curated record. Gene Ontology annotation, molecular function: protein kinase binding.